This is a messenger RNA of Leptomonas pyrrhocoris, 1577 nucleotides long. RefSeq names its product putative mitochondrial thioredoxin. Gene Ontology annotation, cellular component: endoplasmic reticulum lumen. Gene Ontology annotation, molecular function: protein disulfide isomerase activity; protein-disulfide reductase activity. NCBI's taxonomy places the organism in Eukaryota, Euglenozoa, Kinetoplastea, Trypanosomatida, Trypanosomatidae. The record is from RefSeq and is a predicted model, not a curated record. Gene Ontology annotation, biological process: response to endoplasmic reticulum stress. Bases 198 to 1577 code for a protein of 459 amino acids. The transcript has a single exon.
GUGGGUUUCCGAUACAUCGCUUUUCCAAUCAUUCAAUUCGGUGAUAGUCGAGAUUCUUUUAGGCUGCUACUACCAUUAUCACACCCACAGCGAAUCGGUGUUGGUGCACAAAAUCGAAGUGUUCUUGGCCGAUCCUCUGUGGUAGUGAAUCUUGACACGUUGUUGUUGGUGUUUUGUCGGCGGAAUACGCAUUAAUAAUGUCAUCGCAGAACCCGGUGACUGCCUUCUCUCUUCGAGGCGGGCUGAUGGGCCUUGUUGUCCUUUGCUUGCUUGUGUCAUGUCCCGCUGCGGCAUUCCCGUACGGCAAGUCGUCUGCCGUGACCGAGCUGACCCCGGGUACGUUGCCCGGCUUCGUCAAUACCCACAAACCGGUCGUGAUUCUCUUUUACGCGCCAUGGUGCGGGCACUGCAAGCACUUCCACCCCGAGUUCGAGCGGUUUGCGGAGUCAGUGAAGGGCACGAUACGCGUUGGCGCGAUCGACGCUGACCAGCACUCCAGUGUCGGGCAGCAGUACGGCGUGCGUGGCUUUCCUACCAUCAAGUACUGGAAAAUGGGCACCAAGUCCAUUGCAUCGCCGCAGGACUACCAAGGUCAGCGUACCGCCGCCGCAUUGCAAGGCUUCAUGGUGGCCGACAUCACGGCGGCCCAGGUGAAGACGGUGUCGACGACGGAGCAGCUGAAGCACGCCGCCCGCGAGGCUCCGCAGGGAAGGAUAGGGGUGCUGUUUUCCGCGAAGGAGAAGGUGCCGCCGAUGCUCUCCGUGAUGGCGCUGUCGCCGAAACUGAAGAGUUUUCCGCUGACCUUUGUCGGGGGGUGCACACUCGAUAAGGGUGUUGCGCUGAGCUUCGACGUGACGCAGCUACCGACACUCGGGGUGCUGCGGUACACCCCUCCUGCAGCAGCGGACGGAGCCGGUGAGGGAACGUUUGAGCUCGUACCUUAUUCCAAAAAUGCCAUCGCCUACGAGCCCGUCGCACAGUUCUUUCUGAACUGCGUGGAGCGGGAGUGCGGGAGUGGAAAGGACAGCGCCAUCACCGCCAGUGUAGAAGGGCUAGAGGAGGAGGGGGAGGGAGAAGAUAGGCCGCACGCGCACCUGCAUCGCCAGCGUCACGACCGUUCUCACGAGCACCACCCGAAGCAUCCUGCCAUGGCGCUGCCGGUGGAGGCGGUGGAGUUUACAGCCGAGACGAUGGAGAACUUCUGCUCGCCGCGGGCAGUCAAGAUGCGCGGCCACUCGCCGCUCUGCGUCAUCAGUCUGACGGAGCGCGUCAAUUUGGCUGAUGUACAACGGCAGUUUCAAAGCGACCCGUUGCUCUUCUUUCACGCGGCGAAGCACAGGACAGACGUUGUUCAGCAAUUCCAGGCAACCUUUGGCGUCACGCUUUCCACAGACGCCACGACGGACUCGGGAGCUGUGGUGCUGCUGCGUCACGGGCAGCCCACCAGGAUGCGCCAUAUUCUUCUGGAGAACAUCAGCUCAAACAGCGACCUUCAGCAGAAGCUUCAGAAGGUGUUGAACGGCGAGCUUCGUCUCGACACGACGCACGUCGAAGGCGAGCGUGUUCAGGAGAAGUAA